AUGGCUUGGCCUCAUCGUCAAGGCCGACUUACGACACUGCUUCUGGCUACACUGUCGCUGGUCUGGGCAGAUCCCGAGCAGCAGGCAUUGACCAUCGAUGAUGCCUGCAACAGCGGCGAGUCGGAAGGCAGUUGCGACCUCACCCUGACGCAGCUGCGGGGAUUACCCAGGAGAGCCAGCGAAGACAACAGCUCUGAGGUCAUGGCUGAGGUCUCCUCAGGGCGGUCUCAGGUGUCCAGGCGAUUGCGGAUAGUGAACGGCUGCAACAGCCAGCCGAUGUGGAUCGCCCAUAUAGCAGGGGCUUCAAUGGGCCCUGACCCGCAGAAUGUCAGGAUAAAUCCCGGAAGCUUCUACGACUUCGAAACUCCCAGUCAUCUCUCCGCGAUGCGAUACUGGCCGAAAAUGGGUUGCGAUGAGUCUGGCCACAACUGUAAAAUUGGAAGCAGUGGUGGUCCGGGACAAAGCUGCCAGUGGAAUCCGGCGACGGGCCAGGAGGACUACAGCAGAUGCCAUCCGCCCGUGGACACCAAGUUCGAAGCGAGCUACGGUGAGAACGGCGCACCCUGCAAUCCCAAGACGCCGGGAGGUGUCGAAAUGAAGGGUUGCGACUACGUGGAUCUCAGCUUGGUCGACGGAUGGACGCUGCCUGUAAAGUUUGAGGCCAGCGGCGACUGCCGAACGAACAAGGACGAGAAGGUGGAGGUUCUGGACUGUGCGGCCUUGUCGCUGGCUGCCUGCCCCACCGCCGAGCACCUAACAGCAGCUGGCGUGACUGCAGACCUUCGGGCGAUCAACCCGGUCACCCAUCAAGUGUCAGGCUGCUACAGCCCAUGUGCCAAGCUCCUGGACACCAAGUGGAGCAACAAGGAGCUUGCCCAGGGUCGGCAGCCAGAGUCUGCUGAGGUCUCGCCUUACUGCUGCCCGACACCGCCACAGACCCCAGAGUCGUGCCGGGCCGGGCCGAUCACGCACACCGACUUCCUGAAGACGGUGCACCAGAAGUGUCCGGGAGUCUACGGCUACGCCUACGACGAUGGCACGGGCCUAAUGCGAUGCAGUUCCGCUACCCACUACACUGUCACCUUCUUUUGUCCCGCCACGCUGCCGGCUUGA
This is a messenger RNA of Symbiodinium sp. CCMP2592, 1113 nucleotides long. NCBI's taxonomy places the organism in Eukaryota, Dinophyceae, Suessiales, Symbiodiniaceae. The record is from the annotation of a GenBank genome assembly.